AUGCUAAGUUUGAUAUCUGUUGAUAUAUCUUACAAUCAUUUGGAGGGUCCUCUUCCCAACAGCAAAGUCUUUCAGAAGGUUUCAUUUGAGGCAUUCAGAGAUAACAACGCUUUGUGCUGCAAUAUCUCCGGUUUGAAGGCCUGCCAUCCCAAAAUGAGUGAUGGGCCGAAGGGGAAAAAGCACAACAAAUUUGUGAUUUUGGUUAUAGCUCUUGUGUUGUGUAUUUCAUUGUUUUUAUUUGGCAUGUUGGCAAUCUUUUUCAUUCUUCACAAAAGAGCCAGGAACAAAGUCAAUGAGCCAAGCCAUGCAGCUAAGGAAAAUUUGUUUGAAAUAUGGAGCUAUGAUGGAAAAUUAGUGUAUGAAAACAUAACUGAAGACAUUGAGAACUUUAACACCAACCAUUGUGUUGGGGUGGGAGGAUAUGGUACCGUUUAUAGAGUUGAAUUGCCAAGUGGUCAAGUUGUUGCUAUAAAGAAACUUCAUAAUUCGCAAGAUGAUGAGUUGGUUGUUGUGAAAAGUUUUAUGAGUGAGAUUCAAGCAUUAAGGAAGAUACGGCAUCGUAAUAUUGUGAAGCUUUAUGGUUUUUGUUCACACCCAUGGCACCUAUUUUUGGUUUAUGAGUUCUUGGAAGGGGGAAGUUUGAGGAAGAUCCUAAGCAGUGAGAAACAAGCAGUGGAUUUUGAAUGGACUAAGAGGGACAUAUCAAGCAAUAAUGUUUUGUUGGAUUCAGAAUGUGUGGCUCACAUUUCUGAUUUUGGCACAGCUAGACCCAUAAAUCCUGACUCCUCAAAUUGGACUUCAUUUGCGGGAACCUUUGUAGACACCGCUCCAGAACUUGCUUUCACAAUGGAAGUGAAUGAGAAGUGCGAUGUUUCCAGCUUCAGAGUGCUAGCAUUGGAAGUGAUAAUGGGGAAACAUCCAUGCAAUCUCAUCUCUUCCCUACCAUCAUCAUCAUUGUCAGAGUCAAAUAUCCAGGGCAUGUUUUUGAAGGAUAUUCUGGACCAAAGCCUCCCAACAUCCACGAAUCAAGUGGCACAUCGAGUGGUUUUGAUUGCAAAGCUAGCAUUUGCAUGUUUGUGUGCUAGGCCACAAUCUCGCCCAACCAUGCAACAAGUUUCUGUGGUGCUAUCAAGACAAAGUCCAUCCCUUCAAAUUCCACUCAGCAUGAUUUCAUUGGAACAAUUGUUUUGUGAUAUGGAAUUUUUAACUUUUUAA
Molecule: messenger RNA, 1215 nt
Organism: Camellia sinensis
Lineage: Eukaryota; Viridiplantae; Streptophyta; Magnoliopsida; Ericales; Theaceae
Source: RefSeq, a predicted model, not a curated record